CCCGCCUACCUGCUGCUCCCGCGCCGGGCGCCCCAGCCAGCCCGUCUCUCCAAGUUCCCGCUGUCUGAGCCCGGGGCUCGAGGCUGAUGGAACCGCCAAGAUGUUCGCUCCCAGGCUGCUGGAUUUCCAGAAGACGAAGUACGCGAGGUUCAUGAACCACCGAGUCCCCGCCCACAAGAGGUACCAGCCCACGGAGUAUGAACAUGCUGCCAACUGUGCCACCCAUGCUCUCUGGAUCAUUCCCAGCAUCCUCGGCAGCUCCAACCUCUACUUCCUGUCAGAUGAUGACUGGGAGACCAUUUCUGCCUGGAUCUACGGCCUUGGCCUCUGUGGGCUCUUUGUGGUAUCCACUGUCUUCCACACGAUCUCCUGGAAAAAGAGCCACCUCAGGAUGGUGGAGCACUGCCUGCACAUGUUCGACCGCAUGGUCAUCUACUUCUUCAUAGCGGCCUCCUAUGCGCCCUGGCUAAACCUUCGGGAACUGGGGCCUUGGGCCUCCCACAUGCGCUGGCUGGUCUGGAUCAUGGCCUCUGUUGGCACCAUCUAUGUCUUCUUCUUUCAUGAGCGGUACAAGCUUGUGGAACUGCUCUGCUAUGUCAUCAUGGGCUUCUUCCCUGCCCUGGUUAUCCUUUCAAUGCCCAACACUGAGGGCAUCUGGGAGCUGAUGACUGGAGGCGUCUUCUACUGCAUGGGCAUGGUGUUCUUCAAGAGCGACGGGAGGGUGCCCUUUGCCCACGCCAUCUGGCAUCUCUUUGUGGCAUUUGGUGCUGGUACUCACUACUAUGCCAUCUGGAGGUAUCUCUAUCUGCCCAGCACCCUGCAGGCCAAGGUAUCCAAAUGAGAUGGCCCAGACGUCACGAAGCAUGUGGGCUUUUGGAGCAGAGCAUCUUGGGAAGUGUUUCUGUGAACCUUAGCCCAGAUCACAAUGCUGGGGCCUGUCUGCCCUUCCGUGGGUAGAGCGAGCUUUUGAUGGGUCCAAGGUUACUUCUGGUGACAACCAGACCAUCCUUUAGUCCCAGGUGAGAAAGAAAGCAUUUAGUCAUUUUUACAGAGGAGAAAUUAACCCUGUAAUGUGCUUCUAUUCUACACAACUGAUUCCUAAUAUAAUCGACAUUAACAUCUUCAGAAAAGGGAGUGGACUGUGUCCUGGAAAACUGGGAAACAAUGAGCCAAUAUGUGCUUCUUAAGACCCUGAGAAGUCUAUCAGGGUGUGUCUUGUAAUACCUGGAUGACCAGAGCCUCCUUCCCUGCUACCAAAGUCCUGGCUUGGGGAAUUGUCCUGUUCAGGGAACAUCAACCAGCUUGUGGAUCAAGAAUGGUGAAUAUCUAUGACCAUGGCAGAUAUUACCAAUCAACUGUAGCAUGGUGGCAUCAGACUUCUCAAGUCAGUGCUCUGGAUAGUCACUCCCAAUCACUUCAGCACUCAUGAAGUCACCUCUUUGCCUUUCCUGUCCAGAGUGCUAGGCAGUGGGACCAAGGCCUAACUAGUUAUAUCUCCUUGUGGGGGAGCAUGCCUGUCUCCUGACACUAUGCCUGCACCCUUCCCUUUUGCCAUUUUUGGGGAAUUCCACUUGGGCAGUCCAGGGGCAGUAGGGGGAGAUCAAGGCAUACACCUGGGGUAGCCCUAACUGCUCCGCCGUCACUGGUUCUCAGGACAGAGGAGGAGUUAGCAAGUAGGAUGGGAAACUGUUACUUGGUCACUUCUUGCGCUGACAAGUGCAGAGAAAUUAUGGGUGCUGCUCAUCAGGAAGGACAGGCAGAUCCUAGAAACUUGCUCACCUAAUGCCAAAUUCAGAUUCUCACUUGGUGCCAAGCAGUGGCCCUUCCAGGCUCCUCAGAUGGACCCCAGAGGGCAGGCCUCAGUUAGUUUGAUGUGGAUCUGGGCAAGGUGUCUGGAUACCUCCAACCUGUGAAUCCCUGUUGUCCCAGUGACAAGGCUUUCAGGGGCCUUUCCUCACAGCCUACUGCCUGGCUGGGCCAGCUGCUUGGUACCAGGCUCAUGGACACUUUACUGGGGAUGAGGUAGCAGGCCCAGCUCCAGGAUCUGAAUGGGAAUCUCAGAAUGUUGGAUCAAGGAUUUGUCUCAACUCAGACUGUCCUUUUUCUACAACUCCUAGCCAGAGUUGAGUGGGCAAGGAUGGGUAAAGACAGGAUGCCUUAUGUUUAUUUUUAGUACAUUCCAGGGUAUUUCAGGGCUCUGACAUCUGGAAUCCUGUGUGUCCAAGCCACUAUUAGAUCACCUUGACACCUUCCUCAGAGAGGUGGGUGCUGAGCUGGCUGAUGAAUUAGGGAUGUUUUGUCCUCUUGUUUGUGUGUGUGUGUUUGGGUGUGUGCAUGUGUACGUGCAUGUGUGCAUGUGGGUGUGCAUGUGUGUGCAUGUGUGUGCCUCUACACUGGCACUCCUAGGCCUUGGAAAUAGCCUUCAGACAGUGUGCACACCCUGCACACUUCAGGUGUUUCCCAUCAGUUGGGCUCAGGGUUGAAGUUCAGUGGGGAAGGGAAGCUUUAUGGGGAAAGGCAGGUUGGAGUUGCCUACCCCUAACUGGGGACAGGGUUGGGGAGGGGUCAUGUGGGUUCUAGGAUGCUGUUUAGUGAACCUCCCAAGGUAUGGUGCCAUGCCGACUGUAUGAAAAUCCUGUCAUUGGGGAGCCCAGAGCCCUGCUAAAGGGCCAUGCUGGGUGCUUGGUUCCCUGACCUUGGGCCUCAUUAGUGGCCCUGUAGGCCUGGCUGAGGAACUCGAUCUGAUGCCUGCAUCUCCUGGUAUCCCCUCCUCCUGGGUAUUUGAUCUUGCAUUUCCCCCAGCAUAACCUGCCCGGAGGCCCCAGGCUGCCUCCACCCCUAUGUUUACUCUGAGGCCUUCUCUGCUGAUGCUCACUGCAGUACUCGGGAUGCCCCUUUAAAAGACUCUGGUCCACAGACCCCAGCAGUACGUGCCUCCUGUGCACACCUGGCCAGCAGGAGGCCCAUUGGCCUCUCUGUUGUCUUCCCUGAGGUUUGAUGUGCAAGACUGCAGCCUGAUCUACCUUGACCUCAAAUCUGAGCUGGAAGGAGUGGAAGAGCAAGCUGAGAGCACCCAUCUUAAAGCAAAUGGGCAUGGGAGCAGUGGAGUGGCAUGCCCGGGCGUAGAGCCAGAGAGUUCAGUGGAACUAGGCCAGAACCCUGCCUGACUUUCAGCCCAAUGUGAUUCUACUCCCAUAUUUCCAUAUGGCCAAGUUUGGUUGGUAAGCCAGUAGGAAGCUUUGGGGCGUCUUGGAAGAGACUCAUGGUAGCAGCCAGGACAUCUGGGUCCUGCUUCUCUGCUUUGUGCUUAUGGUGUGACUUUGGGCAAAUUAUUUAUCUUCUCUGGGCUUUCAUCUGAUCAGCUAUAAAGGGAGAUAGUAUUCUUACUUAGCGGAUUAUAAGCUGGUGGUUCAUCUCCAGGCUGUGUAUACUAGGGAUGAGUCCAGAGCCCAAGCCUGGGCUUUGUUGGAGUGCGAGCAACGGUUUGGAGCCUUUCUCGGAUAUUUAAGGGCAGGACUGUGUCUCUGUUGGUCCAGCACCAAGCUCUGCACUUAGACAGGUUUGGCAAUGAGUGGAGAAGGGUGAACUUGGUCUUUGUUUCCUCAUCUUCUGAGGUUGGUGGCAUGGCUCGGGGGCCUCCUGUAAGUGUUGACCCUGGUACACUGGGGUUAAGAAGAGGCAAAUUCAUAGCCAUGGUCUUGUGACACCUCUCUGGUCUUGACUCUUGGUGGCUUUGAACAUGGGAAGACAAACAUAAAUGGUAGUGGGAGGCUCCUGGGCUGGUUUUUCCCAAAUCGAGUUUGCAGUGAGCUGUGCCUCUGUGAGGAGUGGGUCUGCAGUUUGGAAGCCCGGUGGCUGUGGCCAGCCUGAGAUUGCAGGAUGAAGGGGCCAGAGCCCCCGGGGAAGCAGACGUGGUAGAGGGUGUGAGUGUUGGGGGCGGGGGUCCUUGAGGAGGAACCCCAAGUCUUGCCCAGGCUCACUGUAGGUUCAGAGAGUGAGUCUAUAUCCUAGUGACUGGGUGGGCAUUUGUUUUCUUAAACAUAAAGAUUAUUUUCAAUAAAAUAAUUUGUUAUUAUAAACAUCUUAUAAGAUACUAGGAAGGUAGGAAGGGUUUUAGUCGCCCUACCUCUCAGGUGACUGCUUUUAAUCCUUUGUGGGUUUGUUUUUGUGUUUUUUUUUCUCUUGACAUUUUUAUGUCUUACCUUUUUUAAAAAGUAUUUUUUUUUUGUUAUUCCGGAUGCUUUGUAAACAUUAUUGUACAAGUCUCCAUUGAGUGGACAUACCACAAUUUCUUUAACCAUCAUUUUACUUUGAGUGCAUAUUGGUGAUGAGGAUCUCUCGACAUGAGUUUCCCCCCAGUUUUAAUACAUUAGGUCACACUAAGAAGUUAGGUGAAACUUGCCAUUCUACCUGCUGCCACUGGACUGAUUGUCCCCUAUAAGUGGCCCUUGUGCCAGGAGAGUUGGCGCAUUGCUACCUGGGUGCUGCCAAGGGGCUGGUCUAUCUGGAAGAUUUCAAAAAGUCAACUGCAGCCUGCAGCCUGAGCUAUGGAGGAGAAAGGGAGGGGGGCCAGUGCAGGAGAG
Molecule: messenger RNA, 4583 nt
Organism: Talpa occidentalis (Iberian mole)
Lineage: Eukaryota; Metazoa; Chordata; Mammalia; Eulipotyphla; Talpidae
Gene: MMD2
Product: monocyte to macrophage differentiation associated 2
Exons: 7
Coding region: 101-841 (246 amino acids)
Cellular component (GO): membrane
Molecular function (GO): pore-forming activity
Source: RefSeq, a predicted model, not a curated record